UCAUAUUCUGGCUUCAUUAAUUGAGAGACAUGAGUCCUCCUCUCCAGCAGGUGUCGCUUCAGCUCCGUGUUGCAGACAGAAGAGUAGCAGGCUGACGUUUCUUUGGGGAAACAGCGCCCCCGUGCUGUCAGACUGCAUAUGUGCGACGUGAGCGCGUGACCGCGGCGCGUGCCUGAUGAUGAGCAGCUGACCUUUUUCCUGCCGUCGCCUCCCUGUCCUCUUUCCUCUGCAGGUGUGCGCAGUUUUAACAUGACCGCAGAGUUUCUGCGCAACAUCUGCGACUCCACGUGUCGCGCGCCUCCAUCCAGCCGCUGAUCGGAACCGGAUCCAUCCGAACAUGGCCGUGGUCGGUCCAGGAUCCGUUUCGCUUCGGUUCGGCUCGGUCCUCCUGAUUCUCCUGAUCCUCAGCGGCUCUUCCUGGACCAGAGAUAUCUUCACAGGGCGCAACGACACCAGGCCAGAACCGAACCGGGAGCAUCACGACCAGGACCAGGAUCAUGGAACCAACGCCACGAAACACAAGAAGGCUUUCCCCGUCCUCGAGUCGAACUACGAUUAUGUCCGGAUGCCGUUUGAGAUUUCCCUGUGGAUCCUGCUGGCGCUGCUCAUGAAGCUGGGUUUCCACAUCAUUCCCAGAGUUUCCCACAUCGUUCCGGAGAGCUGCCUGCUGAUCUUCGUCGGUCUGCUCGUUGGCGGCGUCAUCAAAGCGAUCCACGAGAAGGCGCCGGUCAUGGACACCAAGCUCUUCUUCCUCUACCUGCUGCCGCCCAUCAUCCUCGACGCCGGCUACUUCCUGCCCAUCCGGGCCUUCACCGAGAACAUGGGCACCAUCCUGGUCUUCGCGGUGGUGGGGACGCUGUGGAACGCCUUCUUCGUCGGCGGGAUGAUGUUCGCCGUGUGCCAGAUUGAGGCCGCCGCAGCCGCCCAUGUUAGCCUGCUGUCCUGCCUGCUGUUCGGAUCCAUCAUCUCGGCCGUGGACCCGGUGGCGGUUCUGGCCGUGUUCGAGGAAAUCCACAUCAACGAGCUGCUGCACAUCCUGGUGUUUGGAGAGUCGCUGCUUAACGAUGCGGUGACAGUGGUUUUGUAUCACCUGUUUGAGGAGUUUUCCCACGCAGAAACUGUUACCGUUGGCGACGCCUUCCUCGGCGUGGUCUCUUUCUUCGUGGUUUCGCUCGGCGGCAUCCUGGCAGGUGUCAUCUACGGCGUCCUGGGUGCCUUCACGUCACGCUUCACCUCGCACUCCCGCGUCAUCGAGCCGCUGUUCGUCUUCCUCUACAGCUACAUGGCCUACCUCUCCGCAGAGGUCUUUCAUCUGUCCGGGAUCAUGUCUUUGAUUGCCUGUGGCGUCGUCAUGCGGCCGUAUGUGGAGGCCAACAUCUCCCACAAGUCCUACACCACCAUCAAAUACUUCCUGAAGAUGUGGAGCAGCGUGAGCGAGACGCUAAUCUUCAUCUUCCUCGGGGUUUCCACAGUGGAAGGCCCUCACAACUGGAACUGGAUCUUUGUGAUCUUCACCCUCGUCUUCUGCCUCCUUUCCAGAGUGUUGGGAGUCAUUGGCCUCACCUUCAUUAUAAAUAAAUUUCGUAUUGUGAAGCUGACCAAAAAGGACCAGUUCAUCGUGGCCUACGGUGGCCUGCGAGGUGCAAUCGCCUUCUCUCUGGGAUACCUUAUACAUGAGGAUGGGGACAACAAAAACACCAGGGGCAUGUUCCUCACCGCCAUCAUCACAGUCAUCUUCUUCACCGUCUUUGUGCAGGGGAUGACCAUCCGGCCUCUGGUGGAGCUGCUGGCAGUGAAGAAGAAGAAGGAGAGCAAACCGUCAAUAAACGAGGAGAUUCACACUCAGUUCCUGGACCACCUGCUUACAGGAAUCGAAGACAUCUGUGGACAUUAUGGACAUCACCACUGGAAGGACAAGCUGAAUCGCUUCAAUAAGACGUACGUGAAGAAGUGGCUGAUCGCAGGCGAUCGCUCCAGCGAGCCGCAGCUCAUCUCCUUCUACAACAAAAUGGAGAUGAAGCAGGCCAUGAUGCUGGUGGAGAGCGGGAGCGCCGCCAAGCUGCCCUCCGUCAUGGCCGCCGCCCAAAACAUGGAGCAGCAGAGAGAACCGACACCAGAGCGAAUGAUCCCCAAGAUCUCAAAGACCCGCGAAGCCGAGAUCCGCCGGAUCCUUCGGGCCAACCUGCAGAACACGCGGCAGAGGCUGCGCUCCUACAGCAGACACGACCUCUUCAUGGACCCGUUUGAGGACAACCUGAGCGAGGUCCGCUUCCGGCGGCAGCGGGUCGAGAUGGAGCGGCGGAUGAGCCACUACCUCACCGUUCCGGCGAAGCGACAGGAAACGCCGUCGGUCCGGAAGGUUUGGUUCGAACCAGAGCACAAAGUCUACACCUACGAUGAGAACGAGAGCCCCAGGCCGUCCGACAGCGCCGCCCUGCUGGACGAGUCGAAUCGGAGCGCAGACGGCCAAUCAGAGAGGCAGAAACCGACCCGCUGCCUGAGCGAUCCUGGUCCCAAUGAGGAUGAGGAAGGAAGCAGCUUCCGCUCGUCAUGAUGAAGGUUUCCUCUCUGGACUGAUUGUUUUUGAUGGGUGACAUGAGGUGACGCAUUUCAGUGUUUUCAGCACCAAACGGACUCUUCAGGGUAUUAUGAAGCACAAAGGAAAGAUUAUCAAUGAAGCAAGUUGAUCGAUCAGUUUUACAGCUGAAUGAGUCAUCAGUCAGUUAGUUUUAAAAAGACAAUUAAUAAAAGAGCAAAAAGGAAACACCUGGAGGGAAAAUGGAAAGAAAGAAGGGAGGGAUGGAUGAAGCCAUCUUGGACGAAUUUACUGCAUAUAAUCCAUAAAUAUCCAGCCUAAGAAGAAAUCCCUGAGCUGGAUGCAGUUUGGUCAUCAGAGAUGAAGCAUCUAGAAUGACCACAGGGGGGCGCUUCAAUCACUCCAGAUCAUACAGCCCGUUUAGGACUGACUCUAAACUCCAACCGACUGUCGGAUGCUUUGGUGACUUCAGGUUCUGUUUGUAAAGUUACACUGUCAGUUGUUUGGAUUAUUUAGCCUGUCAUGAAAAAAACGGGGAUAUAUUUUUUAAAUUUUCACCAAGUUAUUCAUUUAUAAAUUUCAACGUUUAGCGAGCUAAUUAGUAAGGGUUAGUUAGUAAAUAUUUAAUUAGGAGCUAAAUAUUUAACUCCAAGCUGAUAGUCUGGCUCCCAACUAAAUAUCUAAGUUGCUAACUUGUUUGAAUCUAUUAUUUGUAAAUGAAUGAAUGACAUGGUGAAAAUAAGUCUUUGAAAAAUGAACCCCCAUUUUUUUCUGAUAUGGUUAAAUAACUCAGAAUAUUGCUGUUAAUUUUUGACAGAGCAGUUUUUCAAACUGCACUGCAGACGUCACGACCUGACGGUGAGAUUACAUCACUUCCGCCCCCUAGUGGCUGGAUGUGGACCAAACUGCUUCCUGCUCCUCCUGGGUAGCAAACUGUUUAUUUCACUGUAAAUCAGUUGCAUUUCAAAGCUUGAACUAUGUGUAUCUGUCUAUCUUUUCUGCUGAUUUUGUGCAUAAAAUCAGCAUAAAUUAAGUUGACCACAUCACCGCAGACACCAAAGGCUGCUGUGCCGAUUCUUUAGUGAUCAUGUUCGACUAAUUAUGUGUUUUACAGCAAGCUUGUGCCUUAUUCAGUUGCAUUUUAUUUAUCUUAAUAUCCUGGGAUAAACUGAACAAAAACUUCAACAUAUUUUUCCAUGUAAUUAAAAGCUAAAUAUUGUAAAGGUGACCAAACGUCUGAACGACCUUUAAUCACCUCCUGACUCAUCGUGUUGCCUCAGGGACUCAAACGUAGCUUGUCGGAUCCCGGCUGCUGAAGGAAAACUCCGGUUUGGAGUUUCAAACAGGAUGUGAUGUUUCAUCAACUUCCUCUUAACUGAGCUUUAAAGCGUUUAAUGUCUGCCUGCAUUUCCUGAGUGUUUCAAGCUUUUAUAUUUUGUGUUGCAGACAUUUGUCACAUGAAGAAAAACUCUAAUAAAAUAAGUUUACUGUUGA
This is a messenger RNA of Gambusia affinis (western mosquitofish), 4030 nucleotides long. RefSeq names its product Na(+)/H(+) exchanger beta-like. Gene Ontology annotation, biological process: regulation of pH; sodium ion transport; proton transmembrane transport. Lineage: Eukaryota; Metazoa; Chordata; Actinopteri; Cyprinodontiformes; Poeciliidae. Gene Ontology annotation, molecular function: sodium:proton antiporter activity. Gene Ontology annotation, cellular component: membrane. The transcript is spliced from 12 exons. The record is from RefSeq and is a predicted model, not a curated record. Bases 338 to 2554 code for a protein of 738 amino acids.